GACUGUUGAAACAAUCAACAUAAAGCUAAUUAAAAGCCUUAUUGGUGUAUACAGCAGUGUAUUUUAUUAUAAAGUAAGGCAAAAAAGUAUAUUGAAUAGUGCCGAAAUUCUAUCAAUUUGAGUAUCAAAAUGUCUACACAAGAUACUAUUCAAAGACGUCAUUCGAACUUUCAUAUGGAAUCUGUGUCGAGAAUUACCAAUUUACCAAUUGUUGAGACUGGCAUAAAAAUAGCUAGCAAUGUUUACAAUAAAAUGAAGCGUUCUAAUUCAUUAAUCAAUUGGAGUCUUGGUACAGCAGAACAUUCUCUUGAAUUUGCUACUGAAUCAGUUAAACCAGCAAUAUUGAUGUUUAAUGGACCUAUUUCUUCAAUCGAUCAUUUCUUUUGUCAGGGUAUCGACAUCAUGGAAGAACGAGUUCCAUAUAUUUAUUUGCCUCCACAACUUCUCUACACGAAUACACGAGAAUUCAUGAAUAAUAAGUUCGUGAGGCCAGUACUUAAGCGAGCCGGAAGUGUAAAGCAAAUAGGUAGUCAAGCUGCGAGCGUAGCUGCUGAUACCCUGGACGGUGCAUUAACUGUUGUUGACAAAUACGUUGACCAUUAUUUACCAGCUGUUGCCGCAGAUAAUGCAGUUGAAAAAGCUGAGGGAGACCCUAAAUUAAAUGUAAAGACAAGUAAAACAGCACGUACAAUUCAACAUGGUGCUAGGUUUUCUCGCAAAUUAAAAAAAAGACUCACUCGGCGAACAUUAGCUGAAGCACAAGCUCUCAAAAAUCAAGGCAUUGAGUGCGUACAUAUCCUCAUGAAUAUAUUUAAAUUGAUUGUGACAGAUCCAAAAAUGGCGUAUCAAAAAUCAAAAGAACUGUGGGCAGUAUUGAGUUUAGCAGAGCCAGAGAACCAAGAACGUCCUCAUACAAUUGAUCAACUUCUCGUUUUAUUAACACGUGAAUCAGCACGUAGAAUUGUGCAUUUGAUUAAUGCUACUACUGCAUUUGCUACAAGGACUCCUCGGCGCAUCAAAAUUAUUAUGAUGACAGUUUCACAUCAAUUGUUAUCCAUUGCAGAAGCCACUUUGAAAUUUCAGGUGGCUUCUAAAACUAAUAAAUGUGGUACACCAGAGUCACAAAUUUCAACUCUUGAAUCAACUAUAAAAAAUCUUAAUAGCACUAUAAAUAUUUUAUUGGAAAGAGCUGCUGUUUUUCUUGCUGGACGACCUAAAUCAAAAAAAUUAUCACCAUCUCAAUUACUUGGGCAAAAUCAUAAUAACCACACAAGUGCAUCCAUAUUACGUCCUUUGAACGGCAUCGAUUGAUAUUUCAACUAUAAAAAUAUUUAUCUUAACUAUUCUUUUAAUUAAUAUCACUACCACCUUCUGUUAAAAUAAUAAAUUAUAUAGAUCAUGUAAUGACAACAUAUAUAAAAAUAAAGAAUUAUUUGUUCAAAUUAAAUAAUAACAAAAA
Microplitis mediator is the source of this 1459-nucleotide messenger RNA. It is a transcript of the gene Lsd-1, whose product is annotated as lipid storage droplets surface-binding protein 1. The record is from RefSeq and is a predicted model, not a curated record. Gene Ontology annotation, cellular component: lipid droplet; cytosol. The transcript has 7 exons. Gene Ontology annotation, biological process: lipid storage; positive regulation of triglyceride storage. The coding region runs from base 130 to 1311 and encodes 393 amino acids. NCBI's taxonomy places the organism in Eukaryota, Metazoa, Arthropoda, Insecta, Hymenoptera, Braconidae.